Molecule: messenger RNA, 1095 nt
Organism: Cyprinodon tularosa
Lineage: Eukaryota; Metazoa; Chordata; Actinopteri; Cyprinodontiformes; Cyprinodontidae
Exons: 4
Coding region: 1-1095 (364 amino acids)
Molecular function (GO): 2-oxoglutarate-dependent dioxygenase activity; methyltransferase activity
Source: RefSeq, a predicted model, not a curated record
AUGAAGUUUGCGGACGACACCACGGUGAUUGGUCUCAUCAGCAACAACAAUGAGACUGCUUAUAGGGAGGAGAUCGAGCACUUUGCCACAUGGUGCACUGAAAAUAACCAGCUCCUCAACACCACCAAAACGAAGGAGCUCAUCAUAGACUUCAGAAAGGAUUCAACAGGCACCCACGACACCAUCCACAUCAAUGGAAUAGCUGUUGAACGUGUCUCCAGUUUCAAGUUUCUGGGGACCCACAUCUCAGCGGACAUGUCCUGGUCAACCAACACCCCCUGCCUGGUCAAGAAGGCUCACCAGCGCCUCUUCUUCCUGAGAACACUGAGGAAUAAUCAGCUCCCCUCAACUAUCCUGGUGAACUUCUAUCGCUGUGCAAUAGAAAGCAUCCUAACCAACUGUGUAACAGUGUGGCACGGAAGCUCUUCUGUUGCAGAGUGCCUCUGGACCAGAACCAGCAGUAUAAAGGAGUGUAAUAAUAGUGCCUACAGCAUAAACGAUCACUAUGGUUACAACGUUGCAGUACAGACAUUCAUAUCAAAGCCCUCUCUGUUGUUAGACAUCAUGCUCUCUGUGGUAAUACAUAAGCUGCAGGUUUUUCUAUUUCUUUCUUAUUUUCUCUCUACUUUGCACAGCGAAGAUACUUUUGUGAAAACAAUCGGAAAAGAACCAGAUUUAACUCCAAUCUGCACCAACCAAACUUCAAAUAUCAUCAUCAUGAUAGCGUGUAAGAUCAGAACAGAGAGGAGCGGCGGAGAGGAGUGCCGUCUGCUGUACAGGGAUGGAGGCGACUUUGUUCAUCAGUGUGACUCCAGAUUCACCCUUAAAACAUGGAAUGACACUGUGUUUCUGCACCUGACCAAUUUAACACCAGCUGAUAGUGGGAUCUACACCUGUGAGUGUGCAAAAUCUCAUGGAACGUAUAUUGUUCAUCUCAAUGUCACAGUUAAAGACCCUCGCCAGGAGGAUAAUUCAGCAAAUGACACUUGCAGCCAAUUUGAAGAACUGAUCUCUCGUAUUGCUUUGACUUCUGCUGUUCUCUUAUUUUUAAUGAUUCCAUGUAUUUUUAGAUUCAGCCUUACAAGAUAUUGGUGA